GCUGAGGACAUCCCCAUCAUCCUGGUGGGGAACAAAACCGACCUGGUGCGGUGCCGUGAGGUCUCUGUUGAAGAGGGUCGUGCCUGCGCUGUGGUGUUCGACUGCAAGUUCAUCGAGACGUCGGCGGCUCUGCAGCACAACGUCGACGAGCUCUUCGAGGGGGUGGUGCGGCAGAUCCGCCUGCGCCGCGGAGGCACGGAGGCCCACGCGUGCCUCGCGCCCAGCCACAAGCGCAAGGAGAGCCUCACCAAGAGAGCCCGGCGCGUCCUCGACAGGCUGGUGGCUGGGAACAGCAGCAAAGUGGCCCUCAAAGCCCGCUCCAAGUCCUGCCAUGACCUCUCCGUGCUCUGA
Messenger RNA from Apaloderma vittatum (bar-tailed trogon), 351 nucleotides. RefSeq names its product GTP-binding protein RAD-like. Gene Ontology annotation, molecular function: GTPase activity; calcium channel regulator activity; GTP binding. NCBI's taxonomy places the organism in Eukaryota, Metazoa, Chordata, Aves, Trogoniformes, Trogonidae. The annotation marks the transcript as partial. The record is from RefSeq and is a predicted model, not a curated record. The transcript has 2 exons. Gene Ontology annotation, cellular component: plasma membrane.